Messenger RNA from Toxorhynchites rutilus septentrionalis, 2233 nucleotides. Its product is annotated as zinc finger protein 501-like. The record is from RefSeq and is a predicted model, not a curated record. Gene Ontology annotation, biological process: regulation of cytokine production; regulation of immune system process; negative regulation of transcription by RNA polymerase II. The coding region runs from base 702 to 1946 and encodes 414 amino acids. Gene Ontology annotation, molecular function: DNA-binding transcription activator activity, RNA polymerase II-specific; RNA polymerase II cis-regulatory region sequence-specific DNA binding. NCBI's taxonomy places the organism in Eukaryota, Metazoa, Arthropoda, Insecta, Diptera, Culicidae. The transcript is spliced from 12 exons. Gene Ontology annotation, cellular component: nucleus.
UUGCAUCCAUCUGAACAGGAAAUUUUAUACUAUUGUUAAUUUGAAACAUUUCGAGAAUCGACUUUCAUACAUUCCAUUUAUAAUGUUAUGUUUCUUCUGGAUUAGCUUUCCAUUUUUUUUUGCUCCAACGCAGUAGCGUAAAAAUGUUUCACUGUUUUAAGAAAUUUAGUCUUCGGUGUUUCACCUGAAUCAACUAGAUCAACUUUUUAAAUUAAUUUGCAUCUCACUAGCCAAAAAUACUUCUUUCCUUUUAUGUUGAAGAAUUUCAAUGAAAUCAUCAAAAUUUUCAACAUUUUCAGUGGCAGAUAAUCAUCUCUGGAUCAUUGUUGGCAAAAAUCAAUUAUAGUUUGAGACAUUGGGUUUCAUAUGAAACAAUGGCAAAUAUUGUUUUUUUAAUUAUAAUUAAAAUACGGUACAAAUUGAUAAAAAGACGAACAAUGUAAAAUGGUUGAAAAAGUUAACAACGAGACCAUUGCAGCUUUUGCUCUGGUAUAUGCGAGGAGGAUUUCCGUCACGCGCUGAUCCCCAUUCACGUUCAAAAACAGAAGCUGAAAACUAUACUGCAGAAGUUGAGCAGUUUCACUUCCCAGUUGACCAGUUAUCCCACGUGCGACAAAUGUCGCAGAGAAUUCAUAAACGACCACAGUAUACCCGAGAGCUGCUUCCAAAUUUUGUCCAGUAUCGAAUUGGCUGACAUCAAGAUGGAACCAGAGUUAAUGAUUGAUGAUCACGAUCUAUCGGACAAUGAUAACAUUUUUGAGACAGACCCAACAGCGAACUUUGGGUCAAUUGAGCAGGAAGCAGAAAUGCGAAUCAAGGGAGAAGUCGAAGAGGUACUUUUCAUCAAGGAAAUUGACGAAGAAUGCGACAAGAUCCCACUCAGUAGUUUGAGAGACCACACGCGAUUACAAAGGAGUGAGAAUGUGGCGUUAUUUUCUUGCCCACAUUGUCCGAAGAUGUUUGGGCAACAUGAAACGCUCAAACUGCACAUUUUAACUCAUACAGGUAGUCAUCCCUACUGUUGUGCACAUUGUCCGAAAAUGUUUAAGAAGUCUUCAUCGCUCAAAGAACACAUUCGAGUUCAUACGGGUGAACUUCCCUAUUCUUGUCCACAUUGUCCGAAAGCAUUUAGGAUAUCUUCAACACUUCAAAGACACAUUCGAAUUCAUACGGGUGAACGUCCCUAUCCUUGUCCACAUUGUCCAAAAGCGUUCAGGAUUUCUUCAACGCUCCAACAACACAUUGGAACUCAUACGGAUAAGCGUUCCUACUCUUGUCCACAUUGUCCGAAAGCGUUUAAGAAGUCUUCAGCGCUCGAAGCACACAUUCGAAUUCAUACGGGUGAUCUUCCCUAUUCUUGUCCACAUUGUCCUGAAUCGUUUAGAAUUUCUCCAGCACUCCAGAACCACAUUCGAACUCAUACGGGUGAACUUCCCUUUUCUUGUUCACAUUGCCAGAAAACGUUUAUGCGUAGUGCAGCUCUCAAAGAACACAUACGAUCUCAUACGGGUGAACGCCCCUAUUCUUGUCCACAUUGCCCGAAUACGUUUAAAGGUAAACCAGCGCUCAAUCAUCAUAUUCAAACUCAUACUGAUGAACGCCCCUAUUCUUGUCCACAUUGCCCUAACGCGUUCAAAAGGAAUUCAGGGCUAAAAAGGCACAUCAUUCAAAUUCACAUUGGUGAACGUCCCUAUUCUUGUACUCAAUGCGCAAAAACGUUCAAGGAUUCAUAUUCGUGUCAACUUCACAUUCGAACUCACACGGAUGAACGCCCCUAUACUUGUCCACAUUGUUCGAAAGCGUAUAAGAAUCGUAAAGUUCUUCAAAGGCACCUUCGUACUAGGCAUACGUCUGCGAGUACCAUGCGCAGCCAGUUCGAUGAAGAUACAGGAGGCUCGGAGCAAAAAUCACUGGUAACCAUCGAGGAACGUAUCACUGAAUGCUAAAGAGGAUCUCUCAAGGCCAUGCUACCGCAUAUCUCUCCAUAUGUGCUCGGAUGAUGCCAACAUCUUAGAGUUCAAAAUUAUAAAAGUGCCUGCAGCUGUUAGUGGGGCUCAAAACCGCCUACAUCUCAGCUGUUUUGUUCUCGAGAUGUUGGUAUCGGAAACAUAGCCGCAUAAGACGGACUGGGAUCUCUUUGUCACUGAAUGCCAUAUCAUCACUGAGGUAGCGCCAAAGUUGAAACGAAGCUUUUCAUGAGUUGACAAACAAAUAAAACAAAAAUUACCUAGGA